AAAAAAUUUUGUAAAACUUUUUAAUAAAAAAAAGAUAUACAGUAUUUGAUAACACUGCAUUGCUAAGAAUUUGUGAUUGACCCAUCUAAAAAACUGAAUUUGAUUGAAUGGAUCUUUGAACAUGGAUCUCAGUAGUACUCCAUGUGUGAUAUGAAUCAUCAAUAAUGAAAGUGAUUAUUCUAGUAUUGGGGAAUGCUUGUUUUUUCACUGUAAUAUAUACUUUUUUUAUUCACAUCAUCUCUAACCAUUUUAUAAACAACUAGCUGAUAAGCCCAACUAUGUAUUUAUCCCAAUCCUGUAUUAGAGGGAGCCAUCUUGUGGAGUACUGUGAAGCCGUUACAAUGACAACUCCACUGUGCUGUACAGUAGAAGCCAUUUUAAGGCACAACAGGCUGUAUCUUAAGAAAACAUGAAUCCAAAAUGUACACUAUCAUUCUCAAAAGUACUGUGACUUGACACUAUAGAUAUAAUUCAGUCAUUUUCAUUUCAGCGGCCCAUGCAUUCCAGAUUAUGCUGGAACACACACAAGGACACACACACAUCAAGAGGUAUUAGGGGUGUCUUACCCCCACAGUAUUUGUUUCCAGACAGUAAGUAAGACAAAGAGGAUGGCAAUAUGAGCACUCGGGACAACGGUAAAUAACAAGCAACAUUGAAAAGGGAAGAAAAUCAAGCCAGAAAUCAAAAUAUUUUCCAUUUCCUUCAGAAAAUCAUACAUUUCUCCUCCUCCUCCAGCAGCAGCUAGACAAAAGAGAGAAAAUCAAGAAAGAAUAAGCAGAUUAUGCAGAACUCAAGGAUACAUUGCAUUAAAAGUGAAGGGAGAUUAUUUAUCAUUCAGCAAAGGAGGGAAAUAUCUGGAAGUCUGUGGGGUAAAAACUGUAAAGUCACGUAGAACAGACAGUAAUACAGGCCUCUCCCUGUGAGGAAGAAAACGGCUUCAAUAAAAGCACCACUAAACAAGGCAUUGUAAGAAUUCCAGCCAAGUGAUCCAUCAGUGGAUUGACUCCAGGGAGAAACCGUAUGAGUGUCUAGAUUGUGGGGAAAGCUUCAUUAGAAAUGUCCAUCUCAGACAACAGAGAACUCCAAAAAGAAAAAAAAAUUGAAUGACUUUUCUGUGGGAAAAGUUUCAGUCAGAAAUCUAGCCUUGAGAUACACUAGAGGAUUCAUUUAGGAGAAAAAUGCUUUGAAUAUCCUGAUUGUGGGAAAACUUUCAGUUGUAAUUUGAACCUUGGUGAUACACCAAAGGAAUCAUAAAAGAGAAAAACCCAUUCAAUGUCCUGAUUAUGGGAGAGGUUUCAGUCAUAAUUCCUGCCUCGUAAUACAUCAGAGGAUUCACUCCAUGGAGAAACCUUAUGAUUGUCGAGAUUGUGGGAAACGUUUCAUUAGAAAUUCCCACUUCCUGAGACACAAGACCACGCACACUGGAAAGAAAACCUUUGAAUGUCUUAUCUGUGCAAAAAACUUUAGUGAUAAUUCCAGCCUGGUGAAACAUCAGAGAACUCACACAGGAGAGAAACCCUUUGAAUGUCUUGACUGUGGGAAACAUUACAGUCAGAAUUCCCACCUGGUGAUACACCAGAGGACUCACACAGGAGAGAAACCCUUUGAAUGUCCUGAUUGUGGGAAAAGGUUUAGUCAGAGUUCCAGCCUGGUGACACACCAGAGGAUUCACACAGGAGAGAAGCCCUUUGUAUGUCCUAAUUGUGGGAAAAGUUUUAGUCAGAGUUCCAGCCUGCUAAAACACCAGAGGACUCACACAGGAGAGAAACCCUUUAAAUGUCCUGACUGUGGGAAAUUUUACAGUCAGAAUUCCCACCUGGUGUUACACCAGAGGACUCACACAGGAGAGAAAACCUUUGAAUGUCCGAUCUGUGGGAAACAUUUUAGUGAUAAUUCUAGCCUGGGCAAACACCAGAGGACUCACACAGGAGAGAAACCCUUUGAAUGUCCUUUCUGUGGGAAAAGUUUUAGUCGCAAUUACACACUGGUAUUACACCAGAGGACUCACACAGGAGAGAAACCCUUUCAAUGUCCUAUCUGUAGGAAAGGUUUUUGUGAUAAUUCCAAUCUGCUGAAACACCAGAGGACUCACACAGGAGAGAAACCCUUUGAAUGUUCUGACUGUGGGAAACGUUACAGUCAGAAUUCCCACCUCGUGAUACAUCAGAGGACUCACACAGGAGAGAAACCCUUUGAAUGUCCAAUCUGUGGGAAAAGCUUUAGUGAUAAUUCCAGCCUUCUGACACACCAGAGGACUCACACGGGAGAGAAACCCUUUGAAUGUCCUGAUUGUGGGAAAAGUUUUAGUCAGAGUUCCAGCCUGAUGAAACACCAAAGGACUCACACAGGAGAGAAACCCUUUGAAUGUCCUGACUGUGGGAAACGUUACAGUCAUAAUUCCCACCUGGUGAUACACCAGAGGAUUCACACAGGAGAGAAACCCUUUGGAUGUCAUAUCUGUAGGAAAGAUUUUUGUGAUAAUUCCAGCCUGGUGAAACACCAGAGGACUCACACAGGAGAGAAACCUUUUGAAUGUCCUAUUUGUGAGAAAGGUUUUAGUCGCAAUUACACGCUGAUGUUACACCAGAGGACUCACACAGGAGAGAAACCUUUUCAAUGUCCUAUCUGUAGGAAAGGUUUUUGUGAUAAUUCCAGACUUGUGAAACACCAGAGGACUCACACAAGAGAGAAACCCUUUGAAUGUCUUAUCUGUAGGAAAGGUUUUUGUGAUAAUUCUAGCCUGGUGAAACACCAGAGGACUCACACAGGAGAGAAACCCUUUGAAUGUCCUAUCUGUGAGAAAGGUUUUAGUCGUUAUUACACACUGGUGUUACACCAGAGGACUCACACAGGAGAGAAACCCUUUGAAUGUCCUGACUGUGGGAAACGUUACAGUCAGAAUUCUCACCUGGUGAUACACCAGAGGACUCACACAGGAGAAAAACCCUUUGAAUGUCCUGAUUGUUGGAAACGUUUUUGUGAUAAUUCCAGCCUUAUGAGACACCAGAGGACGCACAAUGGAGAGAAACCCUUUGAAUGUCCUGAUUGUGGGAAAAGUUUUAGUCAGAGUUCCAGCCUGGUGAAACACCAGAGGACUCACACAGGAGAGAAACCCUUUGAAUGUCCUGUCUGUAGGAAAGGUUUUUGUGAUAAUUCCAGCCUGGUGAAACAUCAGAGGACUCACACAGGAGAGAAACCCUUUGAAUGUCCUAUCUGUGGGAAAAGCUUUAGUGAUAAUUCCAAUCUGCUGACACAUCAAAGGACUCACACAGGAGAGAAACCAUUUGAAUGUCCUGACUGUGGGAAACGUUACAGUCAGAAUUCCUACCUGGUGAUACACCAGAGGACUCACAGACAAGAGAAACCAUUGAAUGUCCUAUCUGUAGGAAAAGUUUCACUCAGAAUUCCUACCUAAGUGACACACCAGAGAUCUCACACCGUGGAGAAAUCUUUGAAAUGACCAGUCUUUGGACAUUACUUCAAGUAUAAAUCAUCCCUUAUUACACACAAGGUAAUCCAUAUGAGUAAUAGUAGAUGAGUUUAGGGAAUGCUUGAAUUUCAUUUGUGAUCACCGAUUGAAAGUGUAGGCAAGAAAUUGUUUGAAUUUUGGCCUUUUUCAUUUUGCUCAAACAUUUCUCAGGAUUAAAUUUGUAGGUGGAGAGGAAAGGAAAAUGGCUAACUAAUUUCUGGAUUAGCAGAAGCUUCUGGAUAUUUCCUUUUCCAGAAGUAGUGGAAUUCCUCAAAAAGGAAUUUUGGGUAGAGCUUUUGUAUGUUGAUUAUGGAAUUCCCACAUGUGGAGUUUCAGUCUUCUACCUUGGUUUCCACCCAGAUUUUGAGCCCCAGAAUUCCGCAGCCAGCAUAAAAAUAGUUAAGAAAUAACUUUUAUGGACCUUGAAUUACAGUUGCAUGUUGCAAUGGCUAUUAAGUGAAAUUGCUCUCCUUAACUACCCGAAUCGCCCUGCUCUCCCUGAGGCAGCCAUUAAUCAAAUGUGUGAGUCACUAAGCAGAACAUUAUCUGCUCAGAGCAGAGGAAAACUCUUGGAGGCCUAGCACAGAGCCAGGCUUGCCUGCCAUAGGCAUCUCAAGGCCUCCCCCACCCUCCAAGACAUCCUUGUGCUCUGUAUCCUAACCCUUGUGUCCCCUUGGCCCUUCACUACCCCCCACCAGGUCCCCUUACACCUGACUUCCACCCCACUUCACACCCUCCUCCUUCUUACCUUUUGAAGAUCUCUGAACCUCAUGUUGGGGUGGGAGGGAAGGUCAUGCAUCCUUGGGCCUCAUGACUUUGUCCUGGAAGCAACUACCAUUUUCAGUGGGCCCUGGUUUCAUCCCUGUUGUGAACUGUGGUAAUGGUGCAACGCAACACAGUGUCCUGCUGCAAGCAUAACAUACACAGAUAUGACUCACAUUCUUCUCUGCCUUCUCAGAAGGGAAGCAAGAGUGAAAGAAAAUGCAGUCUAAUGGAAAUGGUUGGAGUGCACUUAGAGGAGUUUAGCCAAAAGGAAACGGAUAGCUGAAUGUAGCUUUUUAAAACAUUAUUUCCUCAAAAAAAAAAAAAAUCCUCUAGAAGUUAAAUGUGUUUUAAUCAUCUGAGAAACAGUUUGGACACAGCUUGCAUGGGCUGCGCGACUAGCUAUGCUAUGUCUGGAUGCGAGUGGCUGCAGAAGAAGUCAGGCGGUGGUGCAACAGGGUUUGGGUGGCUUGGCUGCGAUGGUCCUAAGGUAAGCGGGUAAGACAUGCCCUGAAACUAACACCUGGUGCUUAUUAUAAGCCCAUAAGAAAAGAAAACUGAAUGGGUAUUUGACAUGUAUAUUGAAAAUGUAAAUAAUUAAUGUAAGAGAUUAAGUUAGCAUUUUGGCAUCUUUGCCUUUUAUUUUAAUGUAUGCCUUUGGAUCUGUUUUUUUAAAAAAUAUUGUACAACCAUUUUAUAAACCAUAAUUAAACUAACCUUUUUAUGUGAAUCUUACAGGCAAAAGAAUGCCGAAGAGAGCACUGUGGAGAACUGAAUCACAAGCAGAAUUAAAAUGCAAAGGAAACCAAGGCAGCAAUCAAAAUCUUAUUAGUUUAGGAAAUCUCCAAAACUUUUCUUCUUCCCCAGCAGCUUACAGACAAAGAAGAGAAAACCAGGAAAAGAGUUUUGAGUUGGAGAAAAAAAUAGAGUAUCUGGAAGAAACGUAUCAAAAUAUCAAGGGGAAUAAUUUCCUAGUUCAGAAAAAGAGGGAAAUAGCUGGAAGUCAGUGGAAACGAAAUGAUCACUUGGACAGCCAGAUAAAGCAGACCGUAAUGCAGGCCUUGUCCUGUGAGGAAAGAAACAGUAUCAAUAAUCCAUCCAAGAAGGGAUUGAGAAUAUUUUUGAUGUCCUUGAGAAUCCAAAAAUGUUAGUGGUGGGAAAGAUCCACAGAUGUGCCUAUUGUGGGAAAAGCAAAUGAGAGAAAUAGAAUUAUUCCUGUAAAGAAUAUAGCCUUAGUGAUUCCAUAUGUACACUUCUCAUGACCUAAGCUAAGCAACUGUGUAAGACAUUAAGAUAGGGACUUAUGUAUGACACCUGUUCUGAGGAGAAGCCAUAAAACUUGUUUAGUACAUUCCAAGUCAGGUCAGUCUGACCGAGACUACUUUUAUAGUUGAACAUGUCAGGCUGACCUAGGCUAAUUUAAUAGAAGAAAGAAGGAAGCUUUCAUGUUCUGAUUAAUCGUAUUAUUACAGGGACAUGUUUUAAGGGUAUUUCCAUAGGGGAUUUCUGACUCGAGAAAAUGUUGCAGAAUAGUCAAGAAUUUAUGUAAUAUCAGAUAAGUAUGUAAUAUCAGAUAAUUGUUUUGCUGAUUGUUUGAGAAUGUAUUUAAAUCAUGUAUUCAGACCUGUAAGAUGUUCUCUCUCUUUUUGAGAGAACCCUUUUGCAAAAGCUUUAUGAAAUAGCCAGCCACACAAGGGGUGGCUGGAAGAUGAGGGGUGCGACUUUAUCCCACCACUGCGAGGGCUGGAUACAUUGUGUUGGUGGGCUGUAUCCAGCCUGCAGGCCAUAGUUUGAGUACUCCUGACAUAAAAUCUCCACUGGCUGGUUCUUGCUCUGUGGCACUAAGGCCCAAAUAGUCAUACCUCGCUGCCAAUUCCAUGGGGAGGGGGUAUGCCCCCUCGGUGGGGAUAAUUGCUUUCUCAGUAGCUGGCAAAUCAUGCUGAGGAAUGCAACAUGAACAUAAUGAUCCUUCCUCAAGAAGUGUGAAACAUGAGAUUUGGCACGUAGGCACAUCACAUCACUUGCAGCAGGAAACCAUGAGGUGUCCACAUGGAUAGCAUAGCCAUAGCAUGAGCCUUGUUUAGCCAAUCAGUACAAAUGUACUUUGAUCAAUGAAUCAGCUUCCGCCACGGAAACUGUGUAUGACAAUAAAAGGGAGCUCUCACGAGCUGUUCGGGAUGCCUUCCUAUUAACCUUCCUGCCUAUGCAUCUUUCUUCAUCACAACAACAUCUGGUGAGCCCGACGUGAUUCCCCCUGCACUCAUUCGGCCGGACGAGCCCAGGUGCACCACAGCGAACUUCGCUCCCCAAAAUACAAACUGCAUUCCUAAGAUGAUUGACAACUAGAGACCUGUGGAAGAAGAUUACCACGAGGGGCCGAGAAGGAGCUGGCAUUGGACCAGACCAGCCUGACCUCCUGAAGGAGGAGGGACAAUUGGGGGGAUAUGAUAUGUUAGCCAUGUUUUGUCUCAGAUCCAACUUUACUAAGCUGCUAUCAAGACUGUAACUAGUAAAAGUACUUUUCUUUAUUGCAAAUGAAGUCAAGGUGAAUUCUUUCCUAGUUAUAAUCAGAGGCAGUUCUGACAGAAUAAUUAUGAUACAAUUUGAAACGAAUGUGCCCAUGACUUUAAAACAAGGAGAUUCUUGGGAACAAUUGGUAAUUGUUCCAUAUGUAGUGCCAGCAGGAGGUAAGCAAAUUAGUAGAGGAAGUGGAGGAUUUGGUUCUACCAAUCCUAUCCACUCCCUACAUCCUAGCAUUAUGGCAGUAACACAAUCAAUUCGAAAAGAAAAACCAAAGCGUAUAUAUUCGUUAAAUGGCAGAUCUUUUGAAGGAGUCCUCGAUUCUGGCGCAGAUGUCUCUGUCAUAGCCACUGACAAUUGGCCCGCAGAUUGGCCUACUAUGGAAUCACCCUCUGUGUGGGGAGUUGGAGGACCCCAAGCAGCCCGACGCAGCACCAAAUGGCUUACAGUAACAGCUCUUGAUGCACAGCCCAGUUAAGGUCAGUUAUACUCCCCAUUCAUGUAAACCUGUGGGGAAGAGAUAUGAUGUUGCAAUUUCAAGCAAAAUUAAUUAUUAAUGAUUAAUAGUUACUAUGUCUCA
Molecule: messenger RNA, 7331 nt
Organism: Ahaetulla prasina
Lineage: Eukaryota; Metazoa; Chordata; Lepidosauria; Squamata; Colubridae
Product: zinc finger protein 883-like
Exons: 3
Coding region: 1340-3415 (691 amino acids)
Biological process (GO): regulation of cytokine production; negative regulation of transcription by RNA polymerase II; regulation of immune system process
Source: RefSeq, a predicted model, not a curated record